Synchiropus splendidus (mandarinfish) is the source of this 372-nucleotide messenger RNA. RefSeq names its product ATP synthase membrane subunit K, mitochondrial-like. The coding region runs from base 98 to 274 and encodes 58 amino acids. Lineage: Eukaryota; Metazoa; Chordata; Actinopteri; Syngnathiformes; Callionymidae. The record is from RefSeq and is a predicted model, not a curated record. The transcript is spliced from 4 exons.
ACUUCCGUUCGCUUCAGAGCGUUGCGGCCUGUCGUUGAAGGACACCGUCCUCAUUCAGUCUCCGUCGGGGUCGUUGAUUCAAGCUCAACUGUUCAUCAUGGGAGGUCAUGACGCCGGAUCACAGCACCAGUUCACUGGGAUAUCCAAGUACUUCAAUGCCUACACACUUACUGGGAGAAGGAAUUGUGUUUUGGCAACAUAUGCCUCAAUAGCUGCCAUUAUUCUUUUCUUCAAAUUGAAGCCCAAGAAACAGCCUGCAGUCACAGAGAAGUGAUUCUCUUCCGGACGGUGGGAGUGGAGAAAGCGAAUGGACGUGCUUAAUAUGACCUGUCUGAUUUCACCAUGUUAUCAAUAAAGAACACUUAUUCCCAA